Molecule: messenger RNA, 2506 nt
Organism: Triticum dicoccoides
Lineage: Eukaryota; Viridiplantae; Streptophyta; Magnoliopsida; Poales; Poaceae
Exons: 15
Coding region: 1-2313 (770 amino acids)
Molecular function (GO): protein binding
Source: RefSeq, a predicted model, not a curated record
AUGGCGGCGGACACUGUGGUGACCCGAUCGCCGGAGCGAUCCAAGACGACCCGCGCUGACGACGACGUCGACCAGGAGGAGGAGAGGGAGGCCAAGAAGAUGAAGACGAAUCUGGACACGGAGGAAGACGCCGACGCCGACGAGGACGACGACGAGGAGGAACUGGAGGUCCCGUCUCCGAUCCGCGAGCCCUACAUCCCCGACCGGCUGAAAAACCGCUUCGGCAUGGCUCACCCGACGAUAUCCGCCGCCUAUCGGCUCGCUGAAACCAAAUUCCUUGAUAAACGUGGCCGCACGAAGAGGCUGCUGCCCACGCACCAAUGCUUCCGAACGGCCUGGCUCGUCCCCGUCCCUGACUCCGGGAGGACGGCCGUGCUCUCCGCCGCCAGAUCCCUCCUCCGCCUCUCCUUCUCUCUCGGUGGCGAGCCACUGGCGCAGUCCGCCGGUUUUUGGAUCAAUUGGGAUGAGGGGAGCGGAUCGAACCGGCGUUGUUCUGACGACUGCGCAUCUGAUCCGCGCAAAAAAGCCGUUGCCCAAAUAGUGGCGGCGCCAGGAAUUGCUGGCUGGUCUGAAUGGAUACGCAACCUUCUCUUUGACAAUGCUAUUUUUCCUUUUGUAGCUUAUUAUCCUAUCACUAAUGGAGAAGGGCUUUCUAUUGUGUCGUCGCCUGACCAAGUUGACUCGGACUCGGACUCAGAAUUGAACUCGGAUGACUGCUGGGUGCUGGCCCAAUCGAUCACCAUCGUCGCGGCGACCGACUACUGCACGCUCCUCGCAAUGGCGGCGGACACGACGGUGACCCGAUCGCCAGAGCAAUCCAAGAAAUCGGGCGGCAGCGACGACGCGGAAGAGGAGAAGGAGGAGACUCAGGAGAGGGAGGCCAAGAAGAUGAAGACCAAUCCAGCGUCAGUGGAAGCCGCCGCCAGGGACGACGAUGGGGACGAGGAGUUGGAGAUCUCGUCUCCGCUCUGCGAGCCCUACAUCCCCGACGAGCUGGACGACCCCUACCGCUACCGGGGGAUAUCCGCCGCCUACGAGAUCGCGAGAGCCGAAUUCUCUGAAAAAGAAGGUCGCCUGAAUAAACUGCCGACGCGCAAGUAUUUCCAUUCGCCGGUCCUCCACGUCCCUGACCCCGGAAGGAAGGCCGCGCUCUCCACCGCGAGAUCCCUCCUCCGUCUCUCCUCCUAUCUAGAUGGCGAGCCGCUGGGGCAUUCUGCCGGUCUUUGGAUCGACUGGGACGAGGAGAGCAGAACCGGCAUCCUUCUGACAACCGCGCAUCUGAUCCGCGCCAAAAAGCCUUACACGAAAGGCCGCCGGUGGCGCACAGGCCCGUACCACUAUCACCCUGGUGCUCAAGUUACGGUUCACUUGCUUGACGACACCACUGCGGAGGGCCAUCUGCUGUACCACCAGGAGCAUUAUGACCUUGCUUUCUUCAAGGUUGCAGUGGAUGAACGUGUUCAACCAGUCUCUUUUGCUGACACGGUCGGUGAUGGUCAAGAGGCUUUGCGGCUUGGAAGGGAACAAAAUUUGAAUCUAAAGAUAGUCCGUGGCACGGUGGAGUAUCAGAAUAAUCCAAUACUAGAUGAGGGACACCACUACAUGCACUUUUCUCGACAUGGAAAAUAUGAGAAGGCAGAUACACGAAGGAGAGAAAAUGAGUGGAGGUCAAAGGCAAAGGGUUUUUACGUCCUACCUAGGUGUGAAGAUGGUGGAGACCCCAUCAUUGAUUUUGGUGGAAAGGUUGUGGGGAUGACCAACCGUUGUGAAAGCUGGUAUUUUGUUCCCUCUUCUGUUUUGAAUGGGUGCGUUGAUUUGUGGAGAAAUUUUGGGUGCAUCCCUCGGCCCCUCCUUGGUUUGCAGUUUGAGGCCAUAAAGUUUCUAGAUCCUACACAUGCUGAAUAUAUAUGGCGCAAGUUAAACAUUGAUGAUGGUCUUGUUGUCGAGGAGGUGUCGACUGCAUCACAUGCUGAGGAAGUUGGAAUCCGAGUAGGUGAUAUUAUUCAGCGGAUUAAUGGAGAACUCAUUUCUACCACAACUGAGUUGGAAAACAAGUUGCUGGGCAUAUGUAGGGGCAAUUUUGAUAGAGGAACUGACAUUAAUGACAAAGUGGAUGUUUCUGUACGGGUAUUUCACACGGCCAACCGUGUCUGGAGAACACAACAUUUAAGUGUAAAUGUAUCUGACUGCCGAGAAGUUGUUGACCGAGCUUAUUAUCCUAUAACAAAUAGAGAAGAGUUUUCUGAUCCGGUGUCACCUGAACAAGUUGACUCUGACUCUGACUCAGAGUCGAACUUGAGCCGCUUCAUGUGAUGGUGCAUGUCGUCCAAGUAAUUUUUGUACGAUGGAAGGAAUAAAAUCAAUAAGAAAAAAACAGAUUGUUUACCUAAGUAGGAAAAAUACAUCCUACCACCCAGGGAUAGCUACCCCACAUGUAUAUAUAUUACUAAGGUAUAUUACUUUAUCAUUCUAAAUAUGUUCAUAAACUAUAUCUAAGGUAUUUCAA